Messenger RNA from Beta vulgaris subsp. vulgaris (sugar beet), 2381 nucleotides. Its product is annotated as probable methyltransferase PMT7. The record is from RefSeq and is a predicted model, not a curated record. Bases 159 to 1946 code for a protein of 595 amino acids. Gene Ontology annotation, cellular component: endosome; trans-Golgi network; cytoplasm. Gene Ontology annotation, molecular function: methyltransferase activity. NCBI's taxonomy places the organism in Eukaryota, Viridiplantae, Streptophyta, Magnoliopsida, Caryophyllales, Amaranthaceae. The transcript has 7 exons.
AUACUAGAGAAACAUAAAUGAAUAUUGUUGAACUUUUUUUUUUCCUCUUCGUGUUUUACGCCAGAUCUUACUCCAAUUUUAUUUCCUCUUGUUUCUCCACUCAAACAGCAGAUCUCACCGACGCCAAAAACAGCACCAAUUCAUAAGAAGAAACUAAGAUGGGAAUUAAUGGUUUGUUAGCAGAUUCAAAAGGGGGCCAAACGUUAAUGGUGGGUUUGAUUUUAAUGGCAGCCUCGUUUUAUGGUGGCACCCUCUUUGCCAAUAAUGCUCCUCUUUUGGAUAUACCCACUUCCUCUUCUAAUUUUUCACUUGGCUCCUCAAGCUUUACAAAUAGAGUUGCUCAAACUUAUCGAAGCACACCGUUGGUAAUCCCUCAGUCAGGGAUUAACGUAUGCCCAAUCAACUUCAAUGAAUAUAUACCUUGUCAUGAUCCUUCUUAUGUGAAAGAUUUGCUUCCAACUCUAGAUCUUUCGAGAAAGGAGGAACUGGAGAGGCACUGCCCCCGUUUUGAGAAGCGUUUAUUCUGUUUGGUGCCACCCCCCAAGGAUUAUAAAUUACCUAUUCGAUGGCCAAUCAGUAAGGAUUAUGUUUGGCGGACUAAUAUAAAUCAUACCCACCUUGCAGAAGUGAAAGGAGGUCAAAAUUGGGUUCAUGAGAAUGACCAAUUGUGGUGGUUCCCAGGUGGCGGCACACAUUUCAAGCAUGGAGCCUCUGAAUACAUUCAAAGGUUAGGAAAUAUGACAACUAAUGAGACCGGUGAUCUCCGUAAUGCAGGGGUGUUUCAGGUUCUAGAUGUUGGCUGUGGUGUUGCCAGCUUCGGAGCUUAUCUACUUCCUUUGGAUAUACAAACAAUGUCUUUUGCACCCAAAGACGGACAUGAGAAUCAGAUUCAGUUUGCUUUAGAACGAGGAAUCGGCGCAAUGAUUGCUGCCAUAUCCACAAAGCAGCUUCCUUAUCCUACGAGUUCGUUUGAAAUGGUACAUUGUUCAAGAUGCCGUGUUGAUUGGCAUGAAAAUGAUGGCAUCCUUCUGAGAGAAGUAGAUCGUCUUUUAAGACCGAAUGGGUACUUUGUUUACUCUGCUCCACCAGCAUACAGAAAGGAUAAAGAUUAUCCUGUGAUAUGGGAUAAGUUAGUGAAUCUGACGACAGCCAUGUGCUGGAAACUCAUAGCCAAAAAGGUUCAAACAGCAAUCUGGGUUAAACCAGGAGAUGAAGCAUGUGUCCGGCAGAAUGCAGAGCAGAACCUAGUACAAGUAUGUGAUGUGACCAAUGAUUCAAAGCCAUCAUGGAAUAAACCACUAAAGGAUUGCGUAACCUUAAGUGGUGAAUUAUCAAAUUCUGAUAAACUUCCUCCACGGCCAGAGCGUCUUUCAGUGUAUCCUGAGAGUUUAAUCAGAUUAGGUAUCAGCCGCGAGCAAUUUGCUACAGACACACUUUAUUGGCAGCAUCAAGUUCAGCAGUAUUGGAUGCUGAUGAAUGUUAGCAAGACAGAGAUUAGGAAUGUCAUGGACAUGAAUGCCCUCUGGGGUGGGUUUGCUGCAGCAUUAAAUUCAUAUCCUGUUUGGGUUAUGAAUGUGGUUCCUUCAACCAUGGAUGAUACUUUGACUGCUAUCUAUAGCAGAGGCUUGCUAGGUGCUUUCCAUGAUUGGUGUGAGGCUUUUUCGACGUAUCCCCGAUCUUAUGAUCUUUUGCAUGCGAGUUAUCUUUUCUCUCAUUACCAUGAUCGUGAUGACAAUUGUCUGUUGGAGGAUAUCAUGCUGGAGAUGGAUCGUAUGCUGAGACCUCAGGGCUUCAUCAUUAUCAGGGAUGAAGAACCAAUCUUGUCCAAAAUUAAGGAUCUUGCACCAAAAUUUCUCUGGGAUGUAAGCUCAUAUCAGCUGCAGAACAAGCAACAAGAGGAGAAGACCGUGCUCAUUUGUAGGAAAAGAUUCUGGGCAAUCACCUGAAUGAUUCGACACUUAUUGAAAUACGAAUGCAUCAUUGGUUCAUAUAUGCAAUUAUGCAUGUAUCCCCAUAUUCCCCUGGAAUUUUCCACUCUUUCAUGCAAUACUCGGAAGUAAAUAUCCAUGCUAACAAAUGGGAGAUUGGAGCAGAACCAGGGUGUGGACUGCGGAGGAAGAAGCAACUGAGGCAAAGAGCGCGAUUUUUGUAGUUGGAAAUUGUCUUAGCUUUCUUUCUUCUCGUAUGUUGUUCUUAUGGUAGUUCCUUCUGUAUAUUAUUGUUCAAGGCACAUGAGGUGGUUUUAGCUCAUUGCAUGAUAUUAAUUCAUUAUUACUCCCGCAAAUUUAAAAUAUGAGAGAUAAUUCAUAUCUAUCUUAUGGCUCCAUCCAUAUCUGUAUCUCCUAAUCAACAUAAAUAAUGUGUAUUUGUUUAUCUUUUUC